This is a messenger RNA of Dendrobium catenatum, 2898 nucleotides long. RefSeq names its product glyoxysomal processing protease, glyoxysomal. Lineage: Eukaryota; Viridiplantae; Streptophyta; Magnoliopsida; Asparagales; Orchidaceae. Gene Ontology annotation, molecular function: serine-type endopeptidase activity. Gene Ontology annotation, cellular component: peroxisome. The record is from RefSeq and is a predicted model, not a curated record. The transcript is spliced from 14 exons. Gene Ontology annotation, biological process: protein processing. The coding region runs from base 203 to 2410 and encodes 735 amino acids.
UUUUUUUUUUCCACCGCCAAACAAAGCUUCGGAAGCAGAUCCUCUUCGGUUCCGGAGUUUCCAAGCCGGCGUUGUAGGAUGCAAACCCUCGUCAAAAGGACUGCCAGUUCGUUUCAGACGUGAUAUCGUUUGGUUUGUGCUUCGCUAAAUUAUGCCAUCUUGCUCAGUUACGAUGCUUCAGAGCUGAGGGAAGAAGACAAAGAUGGAGGCGUCCGAAAUCGCCAAAUUUGCUCGAAAUUUCUCGGUGAUGGUCAGGGUUCAGGGGCCUGAUCCAAAGGGACUGAAAAUGCGAAGAGAUGCUUUUCAUCUUCAUCGGUCAGGAAAGACAACAAUUUCGGCAUCAGGCCUUCUACUUCGUUCCAGUUCACUUAGUCACAUCCCAAGGGUCAUAGAACACAUUUUGAAUAUUCAUCAAUUUUCAGGUGCUGUAGUUGUCACAGUUGCAUCAGUUGUUCAGCCGUUCCUCAUUGCUGAACAUAGAUACAAACUUACCCAGCCUCAUGCUGGAUAUGUGCUGGAGUUUUCCCCUCGGUUGAUUCAUGAUGCAUGUAUAGAUGUUCUUGUGGAGGGAAAUAAGACAGAUAAUGGCCAUCAAGAACCUGAUGCAACUCCUGAAUGGGUUCCAGCUAAACUGUUGGCGCUGGUUGAUGUCCCGGCUGCUUCUGAUGCCCUCCUGUCACUUGUUGGAGGCCAAUCUAUAUUCGAAGCUUUGUGGUCAUUGGCUCCCUUCAGUAGUCCGCAUACUUCAGAGUUAGAUGGUUCUGAAAGAAAGGGAAGAAAUGAUGAGUCUAGAGAAGGCGUUGCAUUGGAAGAGUCGAAUAGUCCUAUUCUGCUGGCUAAGUCAAUCACAAGGAUUGCUUUCCUUGGCAUUCCAAUUUCAGAUAAUAAGGAUGGUCUGUGUAUAAAUAUAUCGCAGCAUCAAAAUAGAGGUGAUCUGAUUAUAGUUAUGGGUUCUCCUUUUGGAGUACUCUCACCAAUGCAUUUUUACAAUAGUAUAUCUGUUGGAAGCUUGGCGAACUGCUGCCCUUCUGGUUCGGAUCAUCGAUCGUUAUUAGUGGCUGACAUUCGUUGUCUUCCUGGAAUGGAAGGUGGUCCAGUUUUUGACAGGCAUGCCUCCCUUGCUGGUAUUCUGACAAAGCCUUUAAGACAAAAAGGGAGUAAUGCGGAAAUCCAGUUUGCAGUUACUUGGAAUGCAAUAGCUAGCAUAGAUACUGAGAAUCUGCUGGGAACUCAGAGUAUUCAUGUUGGAGUAAUUGGAAGAACCAAAUAUAAUAAUGAUGUGGCUUCAUUAGAUGAAUCUUGUGAUCAUGGAUCACCUAAAUAUUUGAUUAGGAGGCCUGUAAUUUUUUCUCCUUCAACAUCUUCACUUGAAAAGGCCAUCUCUUCUGUAGUCCUCAUUGCAGUAGGUGAGGGAUCGUGGGCUUCAGGUAUUGUUCUCAACAAAAGUGGUCUCAUUCUUACAAAUGCUCACACCUUGGAACCCUGGAGAUUUGGAAGAACUUCGCAGCUUGGUAUGCUUGAGAAAGCUUCCUCUCAUGCUGAACUUGAAGCUUCCCUUGGCCAGAGAGAAAAUUCUGCUGAAAAAGAGACAGGAACUCAUCCUCUAGUAAGGUUGGGAAGUUCUACUAGUGGACAUGGAAAACCCUUUUCAGGUUUUGGUUACCAAAGUUCUAGAAGAAUAUCUAUUCGUUUGGAUUUUAUGGAGCAAAAGAAGUGGUAUAGUGCUCAAGCAGUCUAUGUCUCUAAAGGACCUUUGGAUAUUGCCUUGCUGAAACUUGAAUCUGUUCCACCUCAACUUUCGCCAAUUCAACCGCAGUUGGCCUGUCCGGCUAAAGGAUCGAUUGUUUAUGUCAUUGGUCAUAGUCUUCUGGGACCCCGGUCUAAUGUUUCCUCCUCUGUUUCGUCCGGGGUUGUUUCAAAUAUUGUCAUGAUUCCAGGGCCAAUUCACACGUUCGGAUCUUGCAAAGCAGAAGCAAGGAAAAUUAGUUUACCAGUAAUGCUACAAACAACUGCUGCUGUUCAUCCAGGAGCUAGUGGUGGUGCUGUUAUUAGUUCGAAUGGUCACAUGAUUGGACUUGUAACAAGUAAUGCAAGGCAUGGCGGAGGUACCAUUAUACCACAUUUGAAUUUCAGCAUACCUUGUGCGGCCUUGGAGCCUGUAUUCAAGUUUUCAGAUACCCAGGAUGCAUCCAUGCUCGAGAUUCUUGAUAAACCCAAUGAACUGCUUUCUUCUGUAUGGGCUUUGGUACCCACAAAUUCAAAGAAACAACAGUAUGAUUUAGAGAGUAAGAACUAUAGAGAAGGAAAAGGAUCUCGGUUCUCCCAAUUUCUUGCUGAGCAGAAUGCAGAGAUUGCUUCUUUGAAGGAGCUGAAUAAUUUCAAGAAACUGAAUAUUCCCAGCAAGAUAUAACAAAGCAGUUCACAUGGAAAUUUAGAUUGAGGCUUCGUUUAGGACAACUUUCUUACUGCUUCUUAAAGCAAUUUUUUAAUAAAAAAUUUAAUUUUUUUGUACUAAAAAAAUGCUUUAAGAAGCAUUAAGAAAGCCGUUCCAAACAAAGCCUUAAACUUCGUUUGAGACAGCUUUUUUACUAAUUAAAGUAGCUUUUAAAAAGACGCCCAGCCUUAGUGUGUUUUGUAGGUCCCAUCUGAUUAAAAAUGAGUUAACAAUCAGAUAAUAAAAAGUUUUGUAUGAUUUUGCAUUAUAAUUAAAUAAUCUGCAACUAGUACUGAUUCAUUGUGAUAUUGUUGCGGAUACAAAAAUGCCUUUUUUAUAGGCUGGCGAGUAAAUACAGAAAUUGUGCUGGAAUUUAGAACAGAAUUUCUGUAGUUUGAUGUAUCGUGUUAAUUGUUAAGUGUUGUGAUUACCACUUGAUAUAUCAAAUGUUUUUAUUUGAAUCA